Lacerta agilis (Sand lizard) is the source of this 1004-nucleotide messenger RNA. RefSeq names its product RING finger protein 151-like. The transcript is spliced from 7 exons. NCBI's taxonomy places the organism in Eukaryota, Metazoa, Chordata, Lepidosauria, Squamata, Lacertidae. Gene Ontology annotation, molecular function: zinc ion binding. The coding region runs from base 43 to 912 and encodes 289 amino acids. The record is from RefSeq and is a predicted model, not a curated record.
AAGAACCCUGUGAGGCCCUCUCGCAGGUUGAGACACAACUAAAUGAACAAAAAAGUGCUAGAGGUCAUUGAGAAAAUGGGAUAUGAUAUUGAGCGCUUCGUCGGUUAUGUGAAUGAAGGGCUCCUGUGCUGCAUCUGCCGAGAUGUGUUGGAAGAUCCCUUGCAGGCUCCUUGCGAACAUGCUUUCUGCACUUCCUGCAUACACGGGUGGCUUGUCCAUCACAGCAACUGCCCAGAAGAUCGUCAGCCACUUGAUCUGUCUGUCCUUCGACCGCUUUACAGAUAUAUGAAGAAUGAUCUCAAUCGACUCCAGAUUCGCUGCAGGAACAGAGAGUGUGGCUGUGAAAUGGUGUGCUCACUGGAAUCCAUUGACCGACAUGAACGCGAGUGUGAAUGCAGCCGGGUCCCCUGUUCAAAUAGCGGUUGCCCAGCUCGGGUUGAAAGACGUAACCUAGACAGCCACUUGGCAGUGUGCGAAUACAGGAGCCGCGAGUGCCCCAAAGGUUGUGGGUAUGCCAUCCUCAGCGCUGAUGAUGCGCAACAUAAUUGUGUGGCAGAGCUGAGAACGGAACUAGAACUGCUCAGGUCAGAGAUGAUCUACCGGAUGGAAGAGGCAAAACAUGAGAUGGAAUCUCGACUAGAUUCUCAAAGGAAGCAUAUGGUGCAAAAGGAGAGUCUUUUGCAAAAUCAGAUUGAAGAGCUAAAGAGCCAGAUGUCCAGGAUGAUGUCUGACAUACGUACCCUGCUGGCAACAGAGAGGCAGCAUCACCAAGAACUGGAGCAGGCACAGCUUGAAAAGCUAGAAUUACUGGAGUUAGUGAAGACUCUCCAGGAAGACUGUCGGUUGACUAGGGGUGGAAGCAAGAAAGCAACGCACGUUCGACCUCUGACCCGACUGGAAAGCAUGAAGUGAAAGCCAGAGGUGGCUGUUAUAUAAGAUUGGAUUGCUGCAGUCUGCUUUAUGUGGUGCUUCCUUUUUCUGGAUCUGGCAAAUGACAAUUGGUG